Molecule: messenger RNA, 3218 nt
Organism: Thermothielavioides terrestris NRRL 8126
Lineage: Eukaryota; Fungi; Ascomycota; Sordariomycetes; Sordariales; Chaetomiaceae
Exons: 3
Coding region: 105-2975 (956 amino acids)
Biological process (GO): retrograde vesicle-mediated transport, Golgi to endoplasmic reticulum
Source: RefSeq, a predicted model, not a curated record
CGGCACCCGACGGCAAGCAGAUCAACCCGCCAUGAGCCCGACUGUCAGCCCCUCGAUCCGCCGGUAACCGCGCCCACAACUAGCGACAAGCGCCUGCUGUGAAGAUGUCGCUAUUACUCUCUCCGGCCAAGCUAGUGCUGCUGGCCGUGCACCUGGCCGUCAAUGGCGACGUCGCCAGCUUGGCGACCCUCGCUGCCCGCCACAGCACCAUCCUUCGCAAGGACCUGCUACUGCGCAUCCUCCUGACAUACCUGCCCGAGACGCUUCCAUCAACCCAGUAUGUCAAUUUCGUCCAGCAGCUCGAGCAGGGUGUCUUUUCGGACACGGCAGGUCAGGAGGUGGAUUGCUCGUCGGUCGCCAAUCUCGAGGAAGACGAAGCGGCAAGGAAGGUCAAGAAGCUCCGCCUGCUUCCGUUGGCGCUCCCCGAUUUGCCCGUGGAGGCUGCCGAAGAUGUGCUCACUCAGUUUCUGUUGCACCGCGCAUACAAGGUGGACGAGGAGGCCGGGCUGCUGGACGAACUGCCGGCCUUGCUGCUCCCGUUCCUCGAGCACUCCCCGUGCAUCCGAAACCUGCUCGUGUCGGCGAUUCUUCCGCUUCUCAGACGGAACUGCGAAUACUAUCCCCACGAUCCGAUCCCGUACACACUUCACGCGUUUCAGCAGCUGCCAGAUCGUGUUGCUGUGAGCCUCCUGCUGUCGCAGACCGGCAAGUGGGACGCUGACCUGCCCUCGGUUGGACGGGACUUGCGCGGUUUGAUAGGUCCCUGGUUAUCAGAAGAGCGGAGAUGGAAACAGGGGAACGAUGCCGCCGAACCCCCAGGAGAGUCAUUAUCAGGGGCUGCGGACGGCGCCCUGUGCCCUGGAUGGGAAGAGGUCCUCCAUUGGCUAAUAACUCACGCGUCAAAGAAUUGGAAGGUUGCCGUCCACGCGGUACAGCAAUGGGAUGGUCCCACGGAUGUCGACCUUGGUGGCUGGUCGUCAUUGGGACUGGGCGACCCCCAAAUCGAUCAGCUAAGGCAGAGCUACGCGCGGGCGGCACUGGCGUCUGCCUACCUCAUCCCGGAGGCAUCACUGGAAGCCUUGGAGGGAGCAUAUAGCGUCGUCGCUAAAGUCGCGAACCUACGCGGUCUAGAGCCUGUUUCGACGCUCGCCUCAGCGCUGGCCGUUCUGCCGCCGCUCGCAGAGCAGAUCCCAGACGAGAUUAUGACUGCAAAGACCGCGACAUACAUGCGCAAUGAUCUUCUCAUCCCGUCAAACAUACUAACCACACCAACAGACGCCUCGGUGGCGUUUCUACAAGCCCUUGCCCUUAGUGCACACAUCCUCACCCGCGUUGGCUGUCCGUGCACACUACGUAGAGCUGGGGAGCUAGCCUUGCUUCAGGAUGAGCGAGAGCAAAAGGCCGAAGCAACAAAACUUAUCCAUAUCUUAAGCAACAAUGGGCCGAAGACGGACGACAAGUUCUGGGUCAAGGCAAGGAACGAGAUACUGUGGUUGAGGGACUGGGGAGCAGAAGACGGCUGGUCCACGGAUGCCGUUCCUCGGGGUGUUUUCAGCCAGGUCAAGCGGGACUUCCUAGAGCUCGAGAUCUUGAAGGCAUUGCUAUCCAACACCCGCUAUCCAUUGGCACGGUCAAUCUACGAAGACGCUCCGGACCGGCCGCUCGAUAAGAAGCUGCUGCAAGACACAAUCUACGCCACAGCGUUGGCCGCCUACGACAACGCAUCCAACCCUAAUCGCACCCGCGGCGGACUUAAGAAGUGCGAUGACAUAAUCAAGGCGUUCCCAAAGACUGUACGUGCCUCGGAUUCUCAAGCGAAGCGGAUUGAGGCGCUUCUCCAAGCCACACAUUCCCUGAGCGACCACCGCCUCGUGCUCAAGCAGGGCGAGCCCUUCACACCGGUCGUACUGCGUGUUCACUCGGACCCGAUCUCCAUCAUCGCCAAGAUCCUCGAGCAGAACCCCAAGAGUUACACCCAACUCCACGACCUCCUUCGCCUUGGCGCCCUCAUGGUAGAAGCCGGGCUCACCACCCGCGAGAAGGGCCACAUCACCGCCGAACAAGAGACAAGCGAGCGCGCGAGCACCGAACACCGCAUAACAGCCAUCUGCAUCAACGCAGCCCUUGCAGAAGACGACUUCGAAACGGCCUACUCCUACGUCGUCAACCGCCUCUCUCCGCGUUCCUCCACGACCGUUGCCCCCCGCGACGACUUCGCAUGGCGCGCCGCCCUGCAAGCAGGCAAGUACCGGCGCACCGCGCGCACGCUCCCGCCGACGCACCUCGGCACGGCCUCGGCCAACGCCGACGUGCGCCACCUCGAGCAGCGCAUCGAGUGCCUCGCCACGGCGCUGCGCAUCGCCCCGCCCGCCACGCUGCACGAGAUCGUCAACGCGUUCCGCCGCGCCGAGGAGGAGCUGGAGGCGGCGCUGCGCGAGGAGGCGCUGCGCGAAGACGAGUGGGAUGCCCGCGGCGACGCGAUCCGCGCCACGGGCAUCGGUGCCAGCGCCAAGACCGCCACCGUGCCGGGCGCGGCGUUCGCGACAGCAGCGGCAACGACCCAGGCUGCGCCGCCGCAGCGUCACCAGCGCCAGAGGGACGCGGACGAAGACGCCGCGCCCAUGUCGCUGUUCGACCUCAGCCGCGCCACCGUGCUGUCUGCGCAGCGGAACCUGUCCGCGCUAUCGGGCCUGCAGCGGUCGGCUGGCUUUGGCCGGUUGGGAGGAGGCGGUAGAAGUAGUGGUGGUGGUGGUGAUGCCGGCGGCAGGAGCAGCCUGGACCAGCGGCCGCUGUCGGCGGCCGGGUCGGCGGCGUCGGCUGGAAGCGGUGGUGGCGGCGGCGGUGAUGGGGAGGAUACUACGAAGAGGGUGCGCAAGCGGGAUCAGCUGCGGGAGGCGGCGAUGGGAACGCUCGUCUCGGGAGUGGGUUGGUUAGUUGGCGCGCCGCCGCCGUCGUCGAUGCAGUCCAGGGAGUGACUGGGGGGUUGGAUGCUAUGGUCCGCUUAUGCCCAGAGUUGGUAGUGACGGUUUGGGGUUUGAGAGGAGUAGUUGUGUGAAUACCCUGAAGUGCGUUGCCGCGGCGGCUGUGUCCACCAUUCGAGUCACCUUGACCUGAGGUUUAUUGGAUACCGUACAAGCCGGUGUACCUUAUGCAUCCAGAUCAUCACUGGCAACAAACUCAGAUCCCGCUGUGUAUUAUUCCUCGAUUGAGCAACCCGU